GUCAGCUUUUGGCUUCUGUAAAAGUCUGGAUUAUAUUUCUUCUGCGUCUUCUUAUGGUACAUUGUCUAUUCCUCUGAAUGGAGACACAGAUGUCUCUAAGAGCUGCAGCAGCUUACAGUUCAGAGCAAUGAGCAUCAGCAUCGACAAUAGGAACAGCUGUAAUGAGGAGAGGGUGGGGGUGUAAUUCGGGAAGAUUCUGCAGGAAUCUUACGAGUGGACCCCGUUUCAUUCGUUUAUUGUGGGGACUGAAUCACAGAGCUAGGUGGUUAGCCUUCCCUGUCAAAGCCUAAACCUACACUCUGUGGUGGGCAUUUAAGGCUUUUAUGGUGAGUUUUCGAGCCGUCACUCCAGUUAAGCAUGCCUGCUUGUCACCAUUAAAAUCCAUUGAAAUUUUUAUGUCUCUGGUUGUGUCUGACUGACUUGACGCUGCAUGCUAAUACUCAUUUUUCUUUUCUUUCGAUUUGCUAAGCUACCUAACCAGCUAACCGUCAGCCUGCUUCACUACAUAUGUUAAUAUACGCGGAGUUAUGCUGCACAUCAUUAUUACUGAAUAUUGACUGUCAUGACAGUUUACUCACAUUAAAGGUCACGAGUGUUUACUGUCGCAUUAUGCUUUUUUCGGUCGCAGCUACCUCACCUAGCUUAAUAGGAAAACAACUCAUUUAGCUGCAUUAUGUUAGCAUCUCUGCUGUUUGUUAGCGUGAGCUCGGUAAAGGCUGGCUAGUGACAAAACGGUGAAACUCACUCACAGACCCGGGCUAUUAACCUGUGGUUUUCGCUCACUUUAAGGCUUAAAUAGUCUUUAAAUAUUAUGCAUUCAAUGACCAGGCAAACACAGAUUGUAGUAAACACAUCCCCUCUAGCAGACAUUCAAUCGUUAGCGAGUUAUAACCAUUUGUUUCAGUAAUGUGUCAGUGUUCAUAUUCUGUAACACAAGCUAACUUGAAGCUAACCACUAUUAGCCUGCGUUGUUGUCCUCUCAAUCAGUGUCGGUAUGUCUUUGUGUUGUGCUCUCUAUGAACCUCUCUGUCAGCACAGCGCACUUAAUUACCCGGUUUGUCAAGUGAAGUACAGGUUAAACUCCGAUAACAAUGACUGCUUCACUAUCCCCCUGUGGAAGCGAUCGCACCCUUUCAUUGGACCUUACCUAUCUCAAGUAUGCUUAGUUAAAAAAUAAAUAAAUAAAUCAGAAAUUUUAUCUCUGUAUUUGGUUUUUCUGACCUGCUGUCAUUAACUGACCAUGGGUACUAUGUUAAAUGUAAAAUAAGCCUAAGACGAAAAUGUCUACUAUUACAGAUCCAAUGACUGGAAUGGACUGAUAGCAUCGCCUCACUGCAAAGAUGUCAAGUAAGGAGAUGAGAUUUUUUUUUUUUUUUUUUAGCUAAUUGUAAUGAUAACACACCAGGCCUGCUGAUUUACAUGGACACAGCUAUUGUAAGCAAAACUUGUAUUACAAGUUGUAGAGUAUUACAUUUAAGAAUUAUCAAGUUUUUUUAAUUUUUUUUUAAUUUUUUUUUAAAAAUCUAACAACAGUGUCAAGUAGUUACGGUUGUCUGUCUGGGAGAUUUUUGAUGUCUAUUAAAUUAUUGGGCCUACAAUAACUAAAACCUUUUCUUUCACAACAGAGAGACCCUCCUAUGCCCCUCCCCCUCCCCCUGCCCCCACAACUGUAAGUAUUCAUAUAAAUGUAAUAUCUACAUAGGUCCAAACGUGACAUACUUCCAUACAUUUUCUUGACUUUCUCUUCCCCUGAUAAUGAUUUACCUUGAACCCUCUGAUUAAGACCAGAGUUCAGUUGUGGCCUGGCCCUUUAUUAAUUUAUGAAGGGCAAGAUCACUUCUUUUAUCAGAGAGACAUUGCCAGCUUCCAGUUGUAAACCAAAGGACCUUCAUGUUUCUUGCAUGAAGGACAAAGUUGCGUUCGCAAGUAUCAUGCACUCGCCAGCGGUGUUGUAUUCAAGUCGUGCCAGUGCAGGAGAAAACGUGCUGCCAAAGUAGAAGGGAAGUGAAAAUCUUGUGGCAACAGUGUCCUAUUAUGGGCUCUCAUCUGUCUUUAUGAGUUUAUGUAUGAACAUUAUCUUAUUAAACUCUAAACUCUAGAUGCAUGUUCAGCUUGUGAAGGGACAAGCUGAACAUGCUGGACUGUCCCUGUCAUAUUAGACAGCUGUUACCAUUUGUGUUAACAGAGAUUUUCGACUGUGCUUCAUUUAAAAACUAAUAGACAUUAUAUAGAGCAACAUUAGGCUUUAUUAUCAAUUAUCCCAUUUCCUUCACAUCCGCACACACAUCUACAUUCAGUUGCAAAAGUUUAUUUAUUGGUAAUUCGACACAGAGCUCCCUCACAUCUUGGUUACAGCAUAUAAGCAUGGUGAAGUUCAGACAUGGUGACAUAUUGUAGAAGAAUGUAUUUAUAAUUGAAGGAUAAAACAGUAAUUGAUAUUCACAGUACUUUCAGUUGUUUUCUUGACAGCUCAACGUAUUUAUCUGCUUAUCCUGAAAUAACAAGGACAGUUUUCCCAUGAUAAUGAGUGCUCCAUAUAAUAAUAAGACAAGAUGAGAAGAACUUUAUUGAUCCCUGAAGGAAAAUUCAAUGUUGAUUCAUUGAAUUAAUGUCAGAUGAUCUUAACUUGUACUCCACAGAGUUGGGUACAAGUUAAAAUCACUAUCAUUAAAAUGGUGACACCUUAUUUACCUCAGUAUAAGCAAGAUGCCAUGUCAUGUGGUCAUUGCUUACCACUGUGGCCACCAGUUUCCUAGAUCCCCAUAAAAUGAACAUGCUAGACAAUUACACAAACCAAGUGAUUAAGAUUUGUGAAAAAUAUAGUAAGUAUAGUAACUGCACUCUGACCCUGGAUUGAUUGAACUCAGCUUCAAAACAUCAACAAACUGAAACAACUCACUAUCAAAAAGGAAAACUGAGUGAUGAAAUAUGUGGAUGCACCAAAUAUUGUCUGUAUAUCUAAGCUAAGCUACUGUUGCUAUUGCCUGAGUGCCUCUUAGUACUUUUGUGAUCUACAAAGCAGUAGUUUUCAAAGAGACCAGCUUUUUGUUUGAUCCACCUCUGCUUCAGUUAGGUUAAUGUUUUAAAUGCCUCAGCAUGCAAUGCAAGUUUCUUAAUUUUGCAUUUUCCCUGCUCCCUUCAUUGGUCCUUUAAGUUUUAUUUUGGCUUCCCCUCCUCUUCUUUUAUGUCAUUUCUCAUUCAUAUUUCUGUCUCAUUUGUUUCAUCAGCAAAUGCCCAACACAACCGGGUUUGUGGGGUACAACCCUUACAGCCACCUGGCCUACAACAACUACAGACUGGGAGGAAGCCAAAGCAGCAACAGUCGGGUAACGGUAUGGAUAUUAACCUAGAGAAAAUUAUGUGAUCGAAAAUGUAGCAUAGAGCCAAUUGGCAGGGGUGUAACAAUUAACUGGGAAUGACCAAUAUUUAUCCAUUCAGUUAACACAUUAACUUUUCACUGAAUGAAGAAUGAAUUUAUCAUCUUUAAGACUGGCCUUCAUUUUCAAGUCAAAAGGCAAACCUGUGUCAUUGUUUACAUCGGAGCACCAGGUAGACAAAGAUAGACAGCCAAGAAGCCCUACAUGAAGGGUUCAAGCAUUUACUGUCUUCUCUGCAAUAAAUUGUGAAAGUGACAAUAUUCAGAUAUUGUAGAAAAGGUUGGUCAGUGGACACAUAAAUACCAACUAUGCCUUCACAACAUCUACCACUCAAGAAACAGUCUGAUUUACACCCCUACAAAUUGGAGAAACUAAAACCUGGAACAGUUUAUUUCCAGUUUGACACAAGAAACUUAGCUGGCACUGCAAGAGCCUUUUUUUUUAGUAUUUGGAGCUUUUCCAAGAUUGACCUUUGCUUAGUUUGUGGCAAAUGAGGUGAGAUGUAGUUUGCAUUUCUACAGUUUGGAGAGAAUGUGCUGCAAAACAGUCAGCAUGAGAAGCAAAAUUCAUUUCAUUCCUGAAAGUGAAUGAAUUCCUGACUUGAAAAUGAAUCUUAAAUAUCCCUCUGCUGCCUCCAUCACAGUACAGACUGGCUAAGAGUCCAUCUGUGAAUUCAAAUACCACCUGCCUUCCUAAGUCUGCAUUUCUGACAGCCAUGUUAAGUAACCCAUGCCAUCAGUGUUGCCAUGGCAUUACAGACUCGCUGCUCGGCAUGGCUCUGGCUGCUGAGCAGUGAUUUAGUCGCUGCAUGCAAGCUGUGGUUGGCUGACUCUGAUAAUGGCAUUAUGGGCAAAUCUCGGCUUAAGUGAGAUUUUUGCUUUUUUUUUUCACAGCCUGUACUCUGUACUCUGUGGGGUUCUUGACUUGUGUAUGGCUUCAAACCGACAUUAAUUAAAUCAAGUUAAUAGAAGUGAUAAGAAAGGACUUUGAUGCAUAUUUUACUUAAUUCCAAGUCAGUUUUGUGUCAAACUCCACAACCAAUCGCUGCAUGCAAUUUCACUAACUGUACCAGCUUGGUGAGUUUUAGCAGAUCAGUAAAACACCAUGCCCUAAAGUUUUUCUUUCUUUCUGUCCUUUCUUUUUAUUUUUUGACAAGAAUUCUUCUGGAAUAAAUAUCCCAAAGCCACCCAAGCCACCUGACAAGCCACUGAUGCCAUACAUGAGAUAUAGUCGUAAGGUAAGUACGUAGUAUUUAACUACUUCCUUUCACAUCAUCAUGUGCUCUGUUGGAAGACAGGGAUGCUUUACUCUUCAGAUAUUCAGUCGCUCAGAUUAAGUUAGAUGACUUUUUGGUUCAGACACUUAUAGUUGUCCAUACGGUAGGUGUGAAGGCUAAGCAAGCAAAGACUUAGGUAGGACUGUCCACAUCAAAUAGUGGGAUUUAUUUACUCGGAGAUGGAGCGUAAAGAACACGGCCUCCUCUGGUUUGUGACCUCUCUGCAAAGAGAUAACCGCAUAUAGCCCCUCCAACCCAACCCAACCCCACACCCAUGUCUGGUUCUCAUCACCAGGUUUGGGAUCAAGUAAAAGCCUCCAAUCCUGAUCUGAAGCUAUGGGAAAUUGGGAAGAUAAUCGGUGGCAUGUGGAGGGACCUCACUGAUGAGGAGAAACAGGAUUAUUUGAAUGACUACGAAGCAGAGAAGGUUGGUUGUUUUACAAGGGGGUGUUUAUGGGGUUUUACUCAUGGGUGACCAGUAGAUGUAUCCCCAACAGUUGUGGGUCCCUCCAGUCAUCAUUCCUUCCUCUUCUAACUGUCCUGGAUAAAUCUUAUGCUGUCCUAGUUGCUUGGAACGAGGGUCCACUUGUGUCUGCUUUCCCUUUCUGUUUCCUCGUCAUUUCUGUCAUCUUCUCCACCGUAGAUUGAGUAUAAUGAGAGCAUGAAGGCCUAUCACAAUUCGCCAGCCUACCUGGCCUAUGUGAAUGCAAAGAGCAGAGCAGAAGCCGCUCUGGAAGAAGAGAGCCGUCAAAGGCAGUCCAGACUGGACAAGGGCGAGCCUUACAUGAGCAUUCAGCCAGCGGAGGAUCCAGAUGGUAAGGCCACUCGGCUAAAUGCUUUGUCUCCCAAGGUUUAGAGCACUGUGACAGAGCUGUAAUUACUGCAGCACGACCACACAGAGUUGCCAGUCCGCACACUGAGAGACUGCUAUCUUUGUUCCACCUCCUCCACUGCUACAACCAUCCACAUGUUUGGUAAUGCCACCUCUGAAAAGCAAUUUCUGCUUUUAAGUCUCACAAUGGAAAAAAAAAUUAACCUUGCUUUUGCCAAACUGUUUACAUUUCGUAGGUAUUCUUGGCAUUGGUUGGGACAUAAUUGCGAAAUUUACAUUCUUUUCCCUGUUGUUUUAAAGACUGACGCACACACACAAGUUAGACACACAACUGAGAAGAAUACGUUUGAGUUACACCCACCUCAAGGAAAUGAUGCUUGUCUGGGCUCUGGCUGGGUUACAGUGGAAGAUAAUGAUGUACAGGAAAACUACAGAUAAAACCAAUUCCUAUUUAGAAACACCCCAGUCUAUGAAAAUGUCAGAGCUGUUAUCCCAGUAGGUUAUGUUGUCAACAGACCGCACGUACGUCAGUGAUUAAAUAAGAUUUAGCUCUCUGGGCGGCUGCAUAUUCAGAGUCUGUUGUAAUGAAUACGGUCUUAAAGAGACUAAGCUGCUGCCAUAAACCAGUUUCUGUUGUUAACAGCACUAAAACAGCUCACAGAGUUUAAGUGCUGGCAAGCGCACUUGAACUAGUAAAAUGCAAACAAGGUCCAUCUUGCUUUAAAAAAAAAAAAAGGAUAUCUGAAGGUAGACACUUGAACAGAAGAAACAAAACUUGCCAUGAGUGUUUAGAUGUGGAUAAAUGUGAUGAAAUCUGAAAAUAUUUGAAGAACGCUGAAAAUUUGUAAUGCAAAUAGCCUGAAAAUUUAUGCAGGACAGAUUUUUGCUUCAAGAUAACAUUGCAAAAUAUAACGUGACAAUGUACGAUAUCGCACACUGCCGAUAGAAAAAAAACAAAGACCUUUCUUUACUGUUUUCUGUUGUGACGUCAAACCACUGAGAAAAACAGGCACCUUUGAAACUUAAGGAUGGCAGAUGAGUCAUAACUGCUGUCUGGAAACUUUCAAGGCACUAGUACCUAUAGGCGUACAGGGGUACCUACAUGUGAUAGGCACUUUUAACUCAUUGCAUAACAAAAAAGUCCUGCAAAAAGAGGUUAAAAAAAUGUGACUUGUUUAGGACGAGUCAGGUGGUGAUGCUGAUGAGAAAUAUAGAAGAACCAUUUAUCCUGAAACAUUCAUGUAGUUUCCACUGAUAAUGUUAAUUAAUCCGGAUCUGGAUCUGCAAACUCAGCUCAAUAAUAAAACUUGCACAAACUUAUACUAAUCAAUGCAUUUAACUACCCAUUGGAUAAGGUAUCGAUCUCUUCCAAUUAAACGUGGUCACCCUCACUAGUCUGCACCAGAACUAUUGAUUGGUAAAACAAAAUAUUAGUUAUAUGACUGUAGGCCUGAAAUGCUGGCCAUUGUGAUAUAAUGUCCUACUCUAGAUGUUCACAGCCUCAGAUGACAGACACACAGCACAGCUUUGCAGUAUUUUAUAUAGAAAAAACAGAUUAAGUGUGAAGGCUGUGUCUGGUCGACCUGACUUGAACAACUCUAAGCACAGACAUAUAGACGUUAACAUGCAAGGUAGAAGGAUGGCUUGUGACUCCUGCUCCACUUAUGUCAACCACACUCAGCAGACCAGUUUGACACCGUUUACCUUCACACUCUGUGGUCCCAUGUUUAUCUCUUUAAUUUAACUGUGUUCAAUGACAGCUUUUUUCUCUGAGUUUUUCUUGCUUUUAGCUGUUUUUGAAUAUCCCUUCUUUCUGCUCCAUCAUUCUUUACAUGAAUUUCUUUAAAAGCUGUUAUUGGCAGAGGUUUUAUUGAAGAGCUUUUUAAGGGUGUUUUUUAGAGAAACAAAAAACAUAAAACAAAAAACUCUUUGCAUACAAUUCUGUCAAAGACUUUAAUUCAGCUGAGAUUUUUCAAACUGGACUAUGUUUUGAAGCUGCAUACAUACACUGUACAGUUUAUACAUCUUAAAUCUGGGCCAAGAUGCAGCAUAGCAAACAAAUUCAAAUAUAAAUGAACCAAAUGCUGGUCCUCAAAUUCAGGCCAAUCCGGUGCUUUAGUCACUAGAUUUACUUCUGUAUAUUUCUCAAAACCCUCUCAAAAUUACAUUUAAUAAAACAACCUAUCUAAAUCCAUCUGGACAUGAUUCUCAAUCACCACAGAGCAUGGAAAGAGGGACUUGAGAUUAUUAUUGUCUUUAAAACAUAUAGAUUAACUGUAUUUGGAUUUUACCUCCCUGCACCAUUAUCCUGUAUUUAAAUGGCAAAAGAGGUAUACAUUUAAGACAAAGAUAAACAUUUGCUGACGGAUGAAAAUUGCAGACCACAUCUGUCCACACACAGUGGGUUAUAAUUAACUGCUUGUCCAAUUCACCUAACAAUAACGGCCCUGCUUUGCCUUUGGAUGUAUUUCCACAUAAUGGCCUGUAAUUAACUCUAACUCAGUAUAAAUAUUGAGCAGUAUCCUCCGUGUGUUUAGAGUGUUUUGAUACAGCAGUGUUUGCAUCAUUAUGUCAUGUCGUAUUUUUGCUGUAGUCACAUAUGGUAACACAUCUCUACCCUUUGACAGGUGUUUAAACAUUUAUUUCCGAAAACAAUCUGAUGUUUUCUUUUUCUUGUCUUCAGAUUAUGACGACGGCUUUUCUAUAAAGCAUUCAGCUGCAUCUCGUUUCCAACGAAACCACCGCCUGAUCAGCGAAAUCCUCAGCGAAAGUGUGGUACCAGAUGUACGGUCAGUUGUUACCACUGCUCGCAUGCAGGUCCUCAAACGUCAGGUCCAGUCUCUCAUGGUGCACCAGGUGGGUCAAAGCUCCCAGUCUUCACAUCACGCUUGAAUCAAGCGAACAGACAGAUUGUUUUUAUGGGUUGCAGUGUAAUAGCUGUGGUGCCUGUUUGUCUUGUGUCACAGAGAAAGUUGGAGGCCGAGUUGCUUCAGAUUGAAGACCGCCACCAGGACAAGAAAAGAAAAUUCAUAGAAGCCACAGAAUCAUUUACAAAUGAGCUCAAAAGGGUAUGGCAUCUUUUGCACGGGGCUUGGUCAUCACUUACUCGCACGCAAGCUUCAUUUUGCAUGUUUAACCUAACAGUGUGCAGCUCUGGUUGUGUGCCAGUCUGUGUCUGCCUUACAGCCACCAGCUGCUGCUAACUCCAUCCACAUGUGCUGGCAAUCAUAUAUCUGUCAUCGUUUACAAUUUGUAGCCCCCAUAAUAACUGUUGUUUAGAAAUGAGAAGCAGCACCGUUCAGCUGAGUGCACUGCCUACAGCUCACAACAGGUGGCACCAUUCAACCUUAACAAAGCUUUGUACAUUAUUCUGCCUCUGAGAAGUCAAGACUGAACAUGACCUGAGGCAUUGUUGUUAAGAACACAAGUAUGCACUCAUUCACUGACAUUAUCAAGCCUUUUUUAUGUAACUUGUUGCUUUGAGUCAAACUUGCACAUGCAUGUCCACUCAUCAUUACUCUUUAUCAGAAAGAGGAUAAAGGAGUGCAUCAGUUGUUUUACACCCUUUCUAAUCAUCAAUUGCUGUGCUUGAAGCUUUGCUGUAUGAAGGUUGAAGUGGACAUGGAGAAGAUUUCUGCAGAGAUUGCUGCAGCAGAAGAGGCCGCCCGCAAACGGAUGGCAGAGAGAGAGAAAGAUGCAGGAGAACAAGGUGUAAGGGAUGCCCCAACUUGUGUCCUAGCAGAGGAAGACAAACACAUUUGUGCUACACAUGGCAAAAAGUCCCAGCAAAAUCCUUCUGGUGAGAGUAACAAGGACGGCGAGGACACAGAGUCCAACCCCACUGAUACACCAGGUGAGGCUCCUGUUCAGGGCCAAUCAAACCUGUGUUCAGUUUUCAUAAUUCUUUGUUUUACGAUGUUAGCACAGCUGUUGUUGAAAUCAAACGACAGCCCCACAGGUUUUUCAAUCUAUUAACGUUUCGGUAGAAUCUGCAAUAGCUUAUGUUUUGCAGUUGAGUUUUUUCUUACUCUGUCACCAAUUAACAAUAAAGCAGGAAUUUAUUAAUUUUAACCACAUAUCAUUUUAUAUAUCAUUGAUUCAGAAAAGCCAAAGGCCUCAGAGGACCUCGAGGCUCAUCCAGGAAGUGAGGAGGGGGCAUCGGAAGACAAGGAGAGUGUUCCAGAGGGAGCCAUGGAGGAGGGCACCAGCGACAGUAACACGGGCUCUGAGACCACCUCUGCUCAGACAGAAGAUGCUCCGACUAGUGAGCCAUCAGAGGGGCCAAGCAAAGCCAGAGCAGCGCACUAAGUCCAGCACCUGACUAUCAACUUUCAGGCUGAUAUCAUCCUCUGUCUACAUGAACUGCACAGUAUCAUCUCAAAGUAUAUGAAGAGCAUCAGAUGGGCACAGGUUUAGAGCGUCAAAGUUUGAAGACACAAAGAAAUGCCCUUAAUAUGAAUAAAUGAAAAAUGUAAAGCACUUGAAUGAAGAAGCAAUGGUCCUGUCUAAAAUCAAUGGCUGCUUCAUGAGCCACUAGAGCCCAUGUGAAAAGCACUAUAUUUUCUUCACAGGCCUCAUUGCCAUUUAGUAGUACUCACACAGGCCCUCCUCAGCACAUAUCGAUACAUAUCUCUCGCACUAUGUCUGGCAGAUCCCAGAUCAGCGCAACUUAAAACUAUACAGUUCUAUGAGAAAGAAGCUGUCACACGACACAAACAUUGUUCAGUGUUAUAUUUAAAAUUGUCUUUUGUAUUGUAGUGUCAUUAUUGCUUUUACGGCUAUGUUUGCAUGUUGUAAUUUUUUCAAAGGCAUAUUUGUGAAGAGCGGAGCAGGAGGAGAAUAUUUGUUUACUCUCUGUAUCAGUAUUACAGUGACAGUAUUGUCUCAGGAGUUUGUAGUCAUUAGUGGUAGUUAUUUUUGUUAUUUAUUCUUAGCAUUUUUAUGAUACCUGUGUAUUGGUUGUCCUGGGCCCAGCCCCGGUCCAUCCAUGAGUAAAUCACAUGAUCAUCGAUGCUGUACAAUGCUCAACUACCAGUGUUCUGAAGUUUGCUAGCUGUCAAUCAAAUCAAAAGCAGUAUGCUGAGAACAUAUCUGUGUUAUGAUCAAUACUGCAAUUUUUCCAGCAGAGAACUUUUAAAUGUACCGUAACUGUAUACACGGUGUAAUGAGGUUUGCUUUAAACAUGGAUUUUUAUGUCGUACAAAACAGCUUGAACAACAGUCAUAAAGCAUGCAGUCUUAAAAUGAAUUUCCUUUUGCAUAUUUAUACCAAUAAACUUUUCUACCCUGAGAGUUUUCAGUCAAAUGCUUUCCACUUUAUGGUCAUGGUAACUAUAUUCCUGUGUUGAAGAAAGAUAAAAGGCUCAUUUUCAGAUUUAUCUAUUUAUAUAUAUAUGUAUGUGUGUGUGUGUCCUCGAAACAAAGAUUUACUCAAGCAGUCAUAAUGUAUUCUAAAAAAAAAAAGACAAAAAAAAAAAAAAGACUUCCUAUCUUUGCUCUGUACAGCCAGCUGCAUGAAGCAUAUUUGUCCUUUGUACACUUCAGGUAAGGGAAGUGGGUACAAUGAGAUGGAAUUAUUCUGAUUUCCUGUUUUCGGUGCAGAGCUCACAGUCCUCCUGAGGAUACAUAUGUGCAUGUGACAACAUCCAGUAGAACUGCCUGAAUUAAUGACUGACUUUCACCUGAAAAGAGAUUUAAUCUUUACUAGUGUACAUUACGUCUCUCAUGAUCAAGUGUUAAGAUAAGACAGUGUUUUAGUUUGAUUCUGAAAAGUGUCCCCUGCACUGCUGCAUGCCAUGUUUUGCACAGUGUGGUUAGCGCUGCACCAAGUGAAAGCUACAAACCACAACCGCAGAGAGAUACAGGUGUGCAGAAGUCUGUGCAGAUCUCAACACGAGGUGGUUAUGUAUUUUUUUCAUGGACUCAUCUGCUGUCCAAUUCAACGAGGAUACAAAAUUAAGUUUGACAAGAAGUACAACUUAAUAACAUUUAAAAGCACCUGGAAGAUAAAAGUUUUACUUAGAACACUAAAUUCUAGUUUAUCAAAGUUUCCUUGCGUGAUUGAUCAUCAACAGGUGGUUGACGUGUCAAAAAAAGAAAAGGGCAUUCAAGUAACUGGUACAUUUUAUACAACCACAGAUAAGUGUUUACAGUUCUAAGUGUAUGUGUAUGAACAUUUAUCAACUUUUCAUGAUUUCUACCAAUAUUAUCAUCUUAACUGUUUGUACAGACAAUUCUGCUGCCCCUGCUUUGC
Molecule: messenger RNA, 11737 nt
Organism: Xyrichtys novacula (pearly razorfish)
Lineage: Eukaryota; Metazoa; Chordata; Actinopteri; Labriformes; Labridae
Source: the annotation of a GenBank genome assembly